GUAGGAAUUUUUCCAAGUGAAUGUGUACAGAUCUUUGAUAGUAAGCCGGAUUUAAAUAUCGAUGACAAUGUGAGUGAACAAAAUCAAAUCCAUGACCGACAUCAACGUCGGUCAAUGUCUAUUGUAUGGACAUUGCUUAAACGAAACACUAUACGAAAUAUACCUGUGUUUGGGACAGAUUUAAUCGAAUAUUUGCAUAAAACUGGACAAGAUGUGCCAACAAUCCUAAAGAAAUGUGUUGAAGUGAUCGAAGAAUGUGGAAUUGUGACCGGCAUUUAUCGUCAAUGUGGCAUUAAAUCAAAUAUUCAAAAGCUCAAGUGUGGAUUCGAUUCCGGUAAAUUGCCGAACCUUUUUCAUGAAACAAUUCUGAAAGAUAUUCAUAGUGUAUCUUCUCUUCUUAAGCAAUAUUUUCGUCAACUUCCUAAUCCUUUGUUCACUUUUGAACUUUACUCUGAUUUUGUUUGCGCUUAUGAAGCGAACGAUGAAAGCAAAGUUGAACGAUGCAAGGAUGUUCUAAAACGUCUUCCAGAUGAACAUUAUAGAACUGCGAAAUAUCUAUUUAACCAUUUGCAUCGACUUUGUCAACUCACCCAUUUAACCGAUAUGAAUUCUAAAAAUCUUGCUAUUGUAUGGGCACCGAAUCUGUUUAGUGCUUCAAACAAUCAUUUAUCGUUUAGAUGUCCGCAACGACAAAAUGACGACGGCACUUGUAUUUUACGUGGUUUAAACGCUCAAACGGGUCUUUGUAAUUUUUUGCUUAUUCACACUGUUCAUUUAUUCCCUAAUGACACAAGUAAUUUAACGAUGUGCAAUGAAUUAUUAUCAUGUUCAACAAGAAAUGAUGAUCAGCAAACCAUUGCGAAUUUUAGUAAAAGAAACUAUUUUAAUAUAAAUGGAGAACCUUCUGUCGACAAUGCAUAUUCUAAUCUAAAAAAUAAAUGGAAGGCAUUUGAAAAAAAAAAAUUGAACGGCGAUUAUCAUUCGCAAACUGUUAAAUGGAGUUUAAAGCAAUCAUUUUAUCAAUUUUCAAUCCAAUUUUAUCAAAGAAAAAACGAUAUUCGGAAAAAUUUCAAUAUUUAUAUUAUGUCGAAUUUGUCAGUUUCACUUUUCAGGAGCCCUUCAUUGGAUACAUCGGAAAUAUUACGUUCGAAACGAAGUGCUUCAUUAAUUUCAUUUGUCACAAGAAGCGUUGAAGAAUUUCAAAAUCGAGUAGUUCAAACUUGGAAAAGUUGUGCGCCAGCAAAUCGUUUUACUAAAGAUGUUAAUUCUAUCGAAGAUGGUUCAAAUGAUUUUAUUAUUCAGAAAUCCAUUUCUAAUUUAAAUCGUAAUGACGGAAAUGGACAACUGAUCGCUGCCAAUAAUCAUUCUGUGGUUUGA
This is a messenger RNA of Dracunculus medinensis (Guinea worm), 1377 nucleotides long. The record is from the annotation of a GenBank genome assembly. NCBI's taxonomy places the organism in Eukaryota, Metazoa, Nematoda, Chromadorea, Rhabditida, Dracunculidae.